Molecule: messenger RNA, 866 nt
Organism: Xiphias gladius (swordfish)
Lineage: Eukaryota; Metazoa; Chordata; Actinopteri; Istiophoriformes; Xiphiidae
Product: dual specificity phosphatase 29
Exons: 4
Coding region: 142-783 (213 amino acids)
Biological process (GO): negative regulation of MAPK cascade; protein dephosphorylation
Cellular component (GO): cytoplasm
Molecular function (GO): protein tyrosine/serine/threonine phosphatase activity; MAP kinase phosphatase activity
Source: RefSeq, a predicted model, not a curated record
CAAAUGCACACAUUGUCCACUGAGGAAAAGUGGAGACGCUGGUCUGUGAUCCUGCUAAGGAAUGGAUUAAUGGAUUAGAUAACUUUUAACAGCUACAAGAAAGAAGGAUUUGUGUGUUUUCUGGGCAGCAUAGGUUUAGACAUGUCCUCCUCUGUGGUGAAGUCCAGAAGUAAAAACCCGUACGCCGCGGUGCAGGUGGACCCAGACAGUGAUUACAUCACACCAGGAACAUUAGACCUGGAGCAGCUGUUCUGGACUGGCACCGGGGCUCAGUAUGCACACGUCAACCAGGUCUGGCCCAGUGUCUACAUCGGGGAUGAGAAGACAGCUCUAGAGCGGCCUGGCCUGAGGGACCUGGGUAUUACACAUGUCCUGAAUGCUGCAGAGGGGAAAUGGAAUAAUGUGCUGACUGGUGCUGAUUACUACAGUGACAUGGAAAUCCAGUACUACGGUGUAGAGGCUGAUGACAAACCCACCUUCAACAUCUCCCAGUACUUCUGCCCUGCAGCCCAGUUCAUCCAUGAGGCCCUUAGUCACCCACAGAACAAGGUGCUCGUGCACUGUGUGAUGGGUCGGAGCAGGUCAGCGACUCUGGUCUUGGCAUACCUGAUGAUGAAACACAGCUUAACUGUGGUGGAUGCUAUUGAGCAUGUGCGACAGCGCCGAUGUAUCCUGCCCAAUCAUGGCUUCCUAAAACAGCUCAGAGCCCUGGAUAUCACAUUGCAAGAGGAGAGGCUCCGAGAAAAAGAGAGAAAUGGAAGAACAAUAGAACACAACAAUUAGAUAAUAUGCCAGAGUUUACAACUUCCAUUUCUCCUCUGAAUCCUUCUCAGGUCUACAUCUUCUUUAUGUUUCUUUAACUACUG